Molecule: messenger RNA, 619 nt
Organism: Pseudo-nitzschia multistriata
Lineage: Eukaryota; Bacillariophyta; Bacillariophyceae; Bacillariales; Bacillariaceae
Source: the annotation of a GenBank genome assembly
GCGAGCGCGGGGCUAGCCCUCGGGCCGCCCCCGUCGUGCCCGCACCUGCGGAUCGCGGUCGAGAUGGAGCACAUGGGCUUUGGCUACUGCCAGUAGCGGGAGGUAAAGGGGCAGCCAGGGGAAUGGAUCGCAUCGGAUCGAUUCGGUUGCAUCGUAGGAAUUUCGUACGUUGCCAAUGAAAUUCGGGAUUGUUUCGAUGGUGCAAUAGGAUCCAACUCUGAAACAAUAAGAGAUGCUUUCGAGGAGAACUAGGGAUCGUUACUCUCGUGGACGACUAUCGUGUCGAAAAAAAGUAGGUGGUUGGUUCCACAUGUACAUUGGACUGGUAUUUAUGAAUCUAUACAGUAUUGGCUACUUGUACAUUGGCAAAAACCACUCUGCUGAUAGUCUUGCGGUACCAUUUCUUGGACAAUGGUUGUCGGCGACGUGAAAACGAAGGCAAGGGGGAAAGAAGGAAGGCCCCAUCUCGUUGCUUUUUCAACAAAAGGGAUCAUAUUUAGAACAGAAAGAAUACAGUACUUGAAAAGCAUCCAAUCCAGCAUCGACGCUUUCCUUCUAUUGAUUGCAUGGUCUUUGAAUUGAUCUCGGGAAUGAUGCAUCCAGAUACUAUCGAAUUCCU